This is a messenger RNA of Amphimedon queenslandica, 1460 nucleotides long. Its product is annotated as ankyrin repeat domain-containing protein 1-like. Gene Ontology annotation, molecular function: protein binding. The transcript has 7 exons. The coding region runs from base 135 to 1460 and encodes 441 amino acids. The record is from RefSeq and is a predicted model, not a curated record. Lineage: Eukaryota; Metazoa; Porifera; Demospongiae; Haplosclerida; Niphatidae.
CUUGUUGUCAGUGUUUGUUUGUGGUCCUUUCCCUUGGCGAGAAAGAAACAGUUUUAAACUAUUCCAGUCGUUGCUGAGCCUAGGCUUCCUGUAGCCCCCUGUUGGUUUUAUUUUCAUCGUGUAGUAUUUUAACAAUGGCUACCUCAGACUCAGAGAAGGUACAAGAGUCUUCCUCCAAUCAGUACAGGAGGAGUGCCUCACCUGAGGUUGUAUGCUUUAGUGAGCCUGAAAUAAUGUCAGAGAAUGAUAAGACGACAAUAAAAGGACCCCAACGUGAGGGUGAUAUAGAUUUUAGGCAGUAUCACCUUGAUGUGGACACUGAUGAAGAUGAUGAGAGUAGUAAUGAAGGAGAAGGAGAGGAGGUUGAUAAAGAAUUAGAGGGACAGGAACAAGAAUUUGAAGAAGAGUUAAUGAAUGCUUUUAUUGUAGAUCCCUCCUCUGUGCCUCAAAAUCUUCCUAAUGUGCAUACAAAUACAAGAAAAAUAUCUGGUGUUUCACUCACUGGCUAUCAAAGAGAUGAAGAAGUGUUGUCGGAGGAUGACCACUGGCUGAGUAGGCCUAGAGACAAUGCAGGAAUGACCCGAUUACACAGUCAAGAACUUUUAAAUGAAUUGUUUUUUAAGUUCAAGUAUGUUCACUCCUCUUUGAAGCAUCAUGGGAGGAGGAGGACUUUCAGGAAACGUGCUGCAACUGAGAGUACAGGAAAGGUUAAUGCACUGGAUAUGAUUCAGAAGAGAAAUUCUGAUGCCAUUAUAACUAUUGAUCACUCACUGAGUGAAGAGGAAGAAGAUGACAAAGAGUUGGAAAAGAAGAAAGAAGGAGAGAGGGAAAGGGCUAGGAGAGCAACAAUGCAAGCAGAUUCAAGUUUGUAUGAUACAAAAAAGAGAAAGAAAGAGAGAAAAAUUUUGGAAAGCAUUGGAGCUGGGGUGAGUAUGUCACCACGCCAAAGAAAAACAAGAGCUCAGAGUGUUGCUGUAUCUGGCCCAUCUGGUAAUAAUAGAUAUAAACCCAGCUCUUCUGAUUUAUCUCUGUUGGACAGGAAGAAGCCACCAGGAUCACCUAAAGCACCUCAUUUGCCAAAACUGAAGCUUCAUAAUCCGAAAUCAGCAGAGAAACUACGAAAGUAUCUUGAAAUGAAGAAAUAUGAUCAAGUCCAGAGAGAUGAGAGAAUGGAUACUCCUCUCCAUGCCAUUGUACGAAGUGACAGAAAAGACAAAUUAGAAUGUCUGUUGAUACUAAUGGUGUUCAGUGACUAUGGGACUGACAAUAUUGAUAUGCCUGCUGCUUUUGGUAAUACAGCAUUGCACAUUGCAGUCCAGAAAGGGGAUUUAUUAAUGGUCCAACUACUCUUAGUAUUUGGUGCAAAUAUUGAUGCAAUGAAUGAUCAAAAGAGAACCCCACUUGACAUGCUCAUCAACAAAGGCAAUGACAAAAAAUUUUUAAAAUCAUUGAAGAACUGA